Molecule: messenger RNA, 918 nt
Organism: Trichomonas vaginalis G3
Lineage: Eukaryota; Parabasalia; Trichomonadida; Trichomonadidae
Product: ribonuclease H-like family
Exons: 1
Coding region: 1-918 (305 amino acids)
Source: RefSeq, a predicted model, not a curated record
AUGUUUCAAUCGACGAUUGAGCAGUUGACCGGAAUUGCAAAUCGUCCUGAAUUAUCAAGUUCGUCAAAGCGCAUUGCAGAUGCAUUAAUCGCCAACAUGAAUGAAGUUUUUGACAAACAGGGCAACUACGCUUUGAUGAAAUUUGCCUUUGGUCUAACUCCAUGGAGCCGGUCAGUCAUCCGCGCAGAAUUGAACAUGCAUACUGAGUACAAGCCAGCCGUUUCACUCUUCUUCCAAGAACCAAUACCUAUCAAUGCUGAACUUGAAAUCCCUCCAAGGAGCUACACCCCUGAUCAUUUGGAUGAAGUGGCAGAGGAUCAAUUGGACAGAAAUCUAGAUAUAGAAGAGCCCGAGAUUGAGAACGAAGCAAUUGAAGGUGAUGGCCAAGUAGAUGCAGAAGACAUUGCUCAGGAUGAAGAAGUUGAAGAGAAUGAACCAAGGAGGAGACUAGGCAGGAACCUUGGUGAAUGGGCGUCUCUGUCAAUGCAAGAAGUGGAAGAGUACAGCUUCAACGAUUUUAUGAUCGAGAUGCUUUCGAGACGUGCAGAAGCAGAAGCGAGGUUCUACAAGAGAAGUUCGGCCAAGAGCAUAGCUAAUGAGUACAAGAAAGCUCUUUCCAACUUUAUACAUAUGAAUGAGAGUGAAAUCAGGAACAACACCGACCUCACCUGCUUGGAUCAAAGGUUUUGGGUAGCAUGUGAUGCAAAUUUCAAGGCAUUGAAAGAGAUUGCCUUAAAAUUCAUGUCUAUUGCUGCAACCGAAGCUGAUGUGGAAAGAAUGAUUUCAAUUGUGCGGAACCUGCGUAAUAGGUUUAAUCAAAACGCACGUGAAGAUCUAAUAAAGUGUAGAAUCCUAUUGAAGCUUUUCAUGACAAAUGAAAUCUUGAAAAAGAUAUUUCCAGAUCUGACUGAUCUUUAA